GCAGGGAGGGAUAGAGUGUCCCCGGGGAGGGGCCAGCCUGGCUCCACCCCCACCCUCCCUCCACCCCUUGGGAGCUUAGGCGGCCCCUGGCCAGGUGAGGCCUUGGCCGCUCUGCCGGGCCUGGUACAGCCCUCCAGAUAACGGCUUUGCUCCACCCCCACACUGGCUGCCAGUGGAGGCCACGUGGCCACGGGAAUGACCAGCCAGGCCUUCCCAGAGGCCAGGCCUCCCCAGGCUGAAGUUAGGAGCUUCCUGCCCACAGAGAUGAGUAAUGCCUCCGGGCUUCUGGGAACAGCUGGAGUGCCCCCGGCAUCCUCCACCUGGCCGCAGCCCAGCGCCCCCACAGCCAUGCCCACAGUGCCAGCCGGGCCCCAGAUGGCCCGCGUGGAGAACGGCUCCCAAGGAGCCCCCCGGCUCUUCCUCACCACCGCGCUGGCCAGAGGCGUCUCGGGAGUCUUCGUGUGGACAGCCCUGGUGCUCACCUGCCACCAGAUCUACCUGCACCUGCGCUCCUACACUGUGCCCCAUGAGCAGCGCUAUAUCAUCCGCCUGCUACUCAUCGUGCCCAUCUAUGCCUUCGACUCCUGGCUCAGCCUCCUCCUCCUGGGAGACCACCAGUACUAUGUCUACUUUGACUCCGUGCGAGACUGCUAUGAAGCCUUUGUGAUUUACAGCUUCCUCAGCCUCUGCUUCCAGUACCUAGGGGGCGAGAGUGCCAUCAUGGCUGAGAUCCGUGGCAAGUCUAUCAAGUCCAGCUGCUUCUAUGGGACCUGCUGCCUCCGGGGCCUGUCCUACUCCAUUGGCUUCCUGCGCUUCUGCAAGCAGGCGACGCUGCAGUUCUGCAUCGUGAAACCUAUCAUGGCUAUGACCACCAUCAUCCUCCAGGCAUUUGGCAAAUACCACGAUGGCGACUUCAAUGUCCACAGCGGCUACCUGUAUGUGACUCUGGUCUACAACACUUCCGUCAGCCUGGCCCUCUAUGCCCUGUUCCUUUUCUACUUCGCCACCAAGGAGCUCCUGCAGCCCUUUGAGCCGGUCCUCAAGUUUCUCACCAUCAAAGCGGUCAUCUUUCUCUCCUUCUGGCAGGGGCUGCUGCUGGCCAUCCUGGAGAGGUGUGGGGUCAUCCCCGAGGUCCAAGCCAUCGACGGCACAAGGGUGGGGGCGGGCACGCUGGCCGCGGGCUACCAGAACUUCCUCAUCUGCAUUGAGAUGGUCUUUGCCUCCAUUGCCCUGCGCUAUGCCUUCACCUGCCAGGUGUACUCCGAGAAGAAAGAGCACUCGCCAGGCCCCCCGGCACCCAUGCAGAGCAUCUCCAGUGGCCUCAAGGAGACAAUCAGCCCACAGGACAUUGUGCAGGACGCCAUCCACAACUUCUCCCCGGCCUACCAGCAGUACACACAGCAGGCCACACAAGAGGCCCCAGCGCCCAGCCACCCCUCACCUGGCACCCUCCCUGGUCUGGCCAGUGGCUCUGGAGGGGGCAGGAAAAGUCGAAAUGUGGAGAAACGCAUGCUAAUCCCCUCAGAGGACCUGUAGCGUGUCUCAGGGUCUCUGUGCCUGGCUGGGGGCUUAGUCUGCCUGAGCCUCUGGGCAGGACAGGGUCCCCUACCCACAACUCUUACUGGAGGUCCAGCCUGCAAGGCCAUAGGCACCUUUUCAUGCUGUGUCCAGCCAGGGGUCAGGGUGCCUGUGGGCCACCGCACGGGAGGAGUCACCUGACUACCCUGGACAAGCCUUAGGACCCACUUGGGACCUGGCCGCAGACCUCAGGAGGUCACUGAAAGGCUGAACAUGAAUGUGGCCACGGGGUCACACACACGGCACAGUAGAGGAUGGCCAGGUCUCAGGUUUGGGACUUCCAGGAGAAAUGGGAACCCAGCCUGGCGACAGAGGGACCCUGUGCCGUGUACUGGGGGUGUGCUGAGCCUGGCUGAGGACAUCCUGGAUGCAUAGAGAAGGCUCCCCUGUCCCCCCCAUUCCAGCCACAGGAGGCCUGGCAAGGUCCCAGCCACGUCCAUCUGCACAGAACCACUGUGGGAUGGCCUUCCAAGCGCACGAACACCCCCUGUGAGCUCUCCUUAUUUAUAGAUAAACACCUUGAAUUUUCUCCUUCCUUUUUUUUUUUUGUCCUUUGUGGGGCUUGAACUCAGGACCUAGGCACUGUCCCUGAGCUAUUCUGCUAAAGGCCAGCAAUCUAACACUUUGAGCUGCUGACCCACUUCCAAUUUUCUGGUGGCUAAUUGGAGAUCAGUAUGUCAUGGACUUUCCUUCCUGGG
Messenger RNA from Perognathus longimembris pacificus (Pacific pocket mouse), 2276 nucleotides. RefSeq names its product transmembrane protein 184A (gene Tmem184a). Gene Ontology annotation, molecular function: transporter activity. Gene Ontology annotation, cellular component: early endosome membrane. Gene Ontology annotation, biological process: transport. The coding region runs from base 196 to 1536 and encodes 446 amino acids. The transcript is spliced from 9 exons. The record is from RefSeq and is a predicted model, not a curated record. Lineage: Eukaryota; Metazoa; Chordata; Mammalia; Rodentia; Heteromyidae.